Micropterus salmoides (largemouth bass) is the source of this 6384-nucleotide messenger RNA. Its product is annotated as synaptopodin-2. The transcript has 4 exons. Gene Ontology annotation, molecular function: actin binding. Gene Ontology annotation, biological process: positive regulation of actin filament bundle assembly. Gene Ontology annotation, cellular component: nucleus; Z disc; actin cytoskeleton. The coding region runs from base 519 to 5093 and encodes 1524 amino acids. The record is from RefSeq and is a predicted model, not a curated record. Lineage: Eukaryota; Metazoa; Chordata; Actinopteri; Centrarchiformes; Centrarchidae.
UCUAUCUAUCUAUCUAUCGUUAUUAUUCAGAUGAUGCAAAUGGCCCUAUGAAAGUUUGCUCAUCUUAUUGUGGAGAUCAUAUUAACUCCCCUGUUUGGAUUACAGGUUCCAUAUCUAUUGUAUGUAACUGAGUAGGAAAAAAUAUUUCUUAAAAAGUUGAUCAAACUCUGGUGGGAGGGAAUGUAUUCGGAGCGGUUGCGCGUCGCUGCAUUUUUGUGUGCGUCGGCUGUGUUUUGGUGCGAGAUUCCUCUGGACCCUUAUAUGGUCAAGGCCAAGAGAGAGUGUGAAGCUGAGGGCAGUGUGAUCUGUUAACACUCACAAAGACUUCAACGAGAAAGCAAAGCAUUAUUCAGACGAGUAACUGACCUGCUGAGUGAAAGGUAGAAGAAGGUGGUCGUGCCUUCCAGGCUGGAGUGCGGGAAGGUGACGAGCUGGUGUCAAUCAACGGAGAGCCGUGUGCUGAUCUCACCCUUUUACGAGCCUUUGCCCUCAUCGACGCAUCAAUUGACUGUCUGCAAAUGCUUGUCAAAAGAUACUGCCCCACCCCCCGUGAAGACCAUGAAUCAGAGGAGACAUACUGCGGUGAGAGGGACUCUUCUGGUGAGGCUUUGGAGAGCACCACCCUCCACAUCUUCUCCCCAAGGCACAGGUCCCAAAGCCCAAGAGUACUCCACAUAUCUGAGUCUCAGGAUGAGGCCUACUAUGGUGAGUUGGACAGCAUCACAGAGUUCCCCAAGGGAGCCCAACUGCUUUGCACCCAGCUGCAUGCUCCCUCAUCUGGUGAUCGGAGAGGCCGGAAGCCUGUUUUUAAAGACAAUGAUGAAGAAGUACGGCGGUGCUUCUCUCCUGGGGACAUGGUCGAGCUCCAGGUGUCCCUGUCUGAACAAAACUUGGACGACGUGGGCUGCACCUCUCUUGGGAGUGCCCAAGGGAUCCAGGGAGAGCUUUCAAACAGAGAGGCCAUUGAGACGAUCCACGCCACCACCACCACCACCUCACACUAUGUGCCGUGCUCUGUCAGAGAACCGCUCGGCCAGCAUGGAGUCGUGCUCAGCUCACCUUCGAUGCUGGGGCAGGUGGAGGUCAUUUUGCAGCAGUCAGCAGCAUCAGGAGCAGGGAGGGGCAUCCUGAGUGUGGGUGGCCCCAAGGUCAGUGGAAGUGUUGGAUCCCAAAGCGAAGGAGAAGAAGGAGGAGGGAACUGCGAGGGAGUUCCUGGGUCUUUUACUGUCUCAUUUGGAUUUCCCUCUGAAGAGGAGACACCAGCAGAAGAGCAGGACUCUGAUUGUGAGGGGGGUCAAGACAAACCCAACAAGCACCGGGCAAGACACGCAAGACUCAGGCGUAGCGAGAGUCUGUCUGAGAAGCAGGUGAAGGAGGCCAAGUCCAAAUGUAAACGUAUUGCUCUCCUUCUUACGGCUGCGCCGCCCAACCCCAACAACAAAGGGGUGUUGAUGUUCAAAAAACAUCGGCAGAGGGCCAAGAAAUACACACUUGUGAGCUACGGCACAGGAGAAGACGAACCAGAGGACAGUGACGAAGACGACGAGGAAAACGACGACGACAAACAAGAAACCCACACUGUUGAAUUUACCCUUGUGGCUCCCAACAAUUCUGAAAUAGACAAGCAUUUCCUUGCUAAUGCCCAUAGUAGCAAAGGUGUGCUAACUUUCAACUGGGACAGGGGUCUCCUUGAGAUUGAAAAGAACCUGAACAACCAAGCAGAGAUGGAAUGUUUACCUGAAACAAAGGGCAAGGGUGCCCUAAUGUUUGCCCAACGGCGUCAAAGGAUGGAUGAGAUUUCUGCUGAACAUGAGGAGCUUAGGCGCCAUGGGAUUCCAGUGGAAGGAGUGCCAGAGGCUGAAAAAAAGAUAGCGGAGCACUCCUACAUGCAGUCCACAACAGAGGGCCAUGCUUACAUGGAUGUAAAUAUACACCAACAAAGCCAACAGCAACAACAGUACCAGCAAUAUCGGGAGCAACAAUACUAUGAACAACAACAGAACUACCAACAACAACAACAACAACAACAACAACAACAACAACAAUAUCAACAACAGUAUCAGCAGCAGCAGCAGCAGUAUGAACAACAGCAUUAUCAACAACAGCAACUGUAUCAGCAGCAGCAAGAAUAUCAUCAAGAGCAGCAGCAGAUGCAGCACUAUUCUUCAAACAUCAAUGGCACAGUCCAACAUCAAACCAGUGAAAUGCAGAGUUCUUUCAGCAAUCGUGCUGCAAAGCCUUUCUCAAUAGAAAACAUGGCGGAUACCCCUUAUUCACCUGCAAUGAGUGGGACCAAUCAAGAUUCUGCGGGCCAAGGGGAGCAGAUAGCUUCCCGUGAUGAGCGUAUUUCUACCCCUGCAAUUAAGACUGGCCUUUUGAUGGAUGCAAGGAGAAGAAAUACUGGCAAGCCUAUGUUCACUUUUAAGGAAGCACCAAAAGUAUCACCUAACCCAAUAUUGCUAAACCUCCUCAACAGAAGUGAUAAGAAGUUGGGCAUUGAGUCAGGACCUGAGGAAGACUACCUUAGCCUUGGGGCUGAGGCUUGUAAUUUCCUCCAGUCUCAACGAGUUAAACACAAGACUCCUCCACCUGUGGCUCCAAAGCCUGUGAUCAACCCCAACUCUCCUCCGUGGUCCCCACAGAUAGAAGUGACCAACCAGGACAUGCCUCAACAAGCUGAAAAUAGUGUAGCCACACCUGCUGUAGCCCCCACCACUUUGACUACCCCUGCUCCAGAACUAGAGCCAACCCCUGCACCUGCCCCUGAUCCCUCUGCCCCUCCUGCCCCUCAGGAGACUCCUGCCAGCAACCCCACAGAGGAACAGCACACAUGGACUCUCCCAGAGUCUGAAUCUCGACAACAGGCUAUGCAAGUGACAGCUCAGGAGGAAAGUGGUCAUAUGAAUUCUACCAUGCAGGCUGAGCCUGCUCCUGUGACUAGCUGGGCAGCAGCACAAACACAAGCACAACAACAGCCAUCUACCAAUUCUUGGCAUCCAGCUCAAGUACACCCCCAGGAACCACCUCCAAAUCAGACCCAAUCACAGCCACCUUGGGUGACAAGUCAGCCUUCUCAGACCCAAGCACAGCCUCAACCUCCCAGAAAUACUUGGACCCCUCCAAUGCAGCCAUCCUGGAGUCAGCCUCAAGAACAAGCUCAAGCUCAGACACAUGCUCAGCCAUCCUGGGCCCAGCCUCAAGAGCAACCACAGUCUCAGCAACAGGUUCAGCCACCCUGGAUACACUCUCAUGAGCAGCCAAAUCUGCAGCAAAUGCAGCCAACUUGGGGUCAACCUCAACAACCAAUGCAGCAGCCACCACAGGCCCCGUGGGCACAGCCAUCACAAACCGACUCCAAGCAUCAGCCACUAUGGGUGCAACAACCCCAGCAGAAAUCCCAAGCACAACCUCCUUGGACUCAACAGGUUCAGCCAGAAUCCCAGCCACAACCGCCAUGGGUUCAGCAACCACAGCAUCAGUCACCACAACAAGCAUGGCCACAGGCCCAAGCACCAGGUCAGCCUCAACCACCUUGGGUGUCAGCUCAGCCUCAACAGCAAUCUUCAAUUAGUGCAUGGCCUCCGUCACAAACUCAAGCCCAAGUUCAGCCACCUUGGAUCCAAGCAGCUCAAGUACAACCUCCAGUGCAGCCCCAAGCAAAUUUGAAUCCAUGGGCGCCAGUACCUGCGCAGGCGCAAUCCCAACCAUCAUGGGCUGAGCAUCCUUCAGAACAUGGUCAGCAACCUAUUAAUUCUUGGGCCCAUGAGCAAAAUCAAGCCCAGCAUCAACCACCUUGGGCUCAACCAGUCCCACCACAGCCUUCACCACAGCCAAAUUGGCAACAGUCCACUUUAAAGACUCAAGCACAACCACCAAUGAAUACAUGGCCUUCAGCUCAGACUCAGCCUCAGACACCUGUGAAUGCCUGGGCACCACAGUCACAGCAAAUGCCUGUGAAUGUUUCCACGUCAAUGGUGAACACUCGUCCCUCACCAAAACCUUGGCAUCCACCACAAAAUGACCCACAAAACCGGACCCCUCCACCUCCACCACAGCGAAUGCACUCUUUUACGAUUGGUCAAAGAGCAUCAUCACCCAUAAACCCAAUGGCCACUGUCUUGAACCCAUCAUCCCCAGGUUCAGCUUUUGAGAUGCCAGCCGUCAGAGGAAAAGGAGCUGAUAUGUUCGCCAAGAGGCAGUCUCGUAUGGAGAAGUUUGUUGUGGACUCUGAGACUGUGCAAGCAAACAAGGCAAGCCGGUCAACAUCACCAGUUGCGUCCUUACCAAAUGAGUGGAAAUAUACACCCAAUGUACGUGCUCCACCUUCACGGGCAUAUAAUCCUAUUCAAUCUCCCUCUUAUCCCCCAGCAGCAACAAAGCAGGCCCUUCCAAGUAGCUCUUCAGCCAAAGACAAGAACAAAGCCAAAGAGAAACCAAAGCCUGCCCCCAAACCUCUGAAUGUUAUAGAUGUUAUGAAGCAUCAACCCUAUCAACUCAAUUCCUCACUCUUUACCUUUGGCCCAGCAGCCGAGGAUACCAAGCCCCCUACAUCUAAGCCCGAAUGUUCACCUCCUAACCCACCUGUUGAAAACCAACCAAUUAGAUAUGAGCAAAUGGCCCCCAUCCAGCCAGCUGGACCAUUUAAUGCUCCAUACAACCACCAAGCCUAUGGGAUGCCCAUGCAGCCUAUGAUGCAUGAUGGCCACUACCAGCAAAACCCUGCUAAUGUUUAUCCUCCCUCCAAUCCUUAUCAUCAACCUUCCGGUGGUCCAUACCCGCAAGCAUAUAACCAACAGUAUCAGCAACCCGCCCCACUUGCUUAUCAUCUCCAAACUCCUCAGUCUCCAAACCUUCCCUACCAACAGGCACCACAAGCCCCUUACCAACCAGCUAAUAGCCCUCCCUACCUGGCACCUCCCUCAGUACCUUACCAGCCACAGCCUCCCAGUAGCUAUGCUGCUCCUUGUUUUCCUGUACCUGCAAGACCUGAGUCUGUAUCAGGUGGUAACACUACAGCUGCUCCUAAACCUAAAUUUACAGCUAAAAAGAGCUCAGCUCAGGUGUGGAAGCCUACAGCAGUUGAUAAAGAGUGAUUCUGAUAGAAUCAUGAGACUUGGUGUCUGCUUAAGUCAAAGGUGGUUGGUGCUCUUGCAGUCCUCUGCCAGGGGGACUAUUGAGCACAUACACUUGCUUUUGCAAUGACUAUCUUCAUUGAAAGUAUUAGUGUCAUAGGACAGAGCUUGAUGGUUUUCAAAGUUUUGAGGGCUAAUGUGGAUAGCAUCUCCAACACAUUAAGAACAUAAGAAUAAGAAUUGUUUCUUACCAGACAUAAAGGAGCCAAAUGCUUCUUUAUAAAGCAUGUACAUUUUAACAUGUUAAUAGAAAAUGAUGCAUAUGCAUACUCAGAAAAUUGCUAAUCAAUGUCAUUUUAUGUAAAAGAUUCUCAAGUGAUGGCUAUAUAAGAAUGUAGGAGAGCAUGAUGCUCGGUAAGAAUUCAAAGAAAGAAGUGCGGAAAAAUAAGAAAUGGAAUGAAAGAAUGAUAUCAGAUAGUGACAAGAGGAAGGUGAUUUUUGAAAAGAAGAAAAAACUAAAUGUGUCUUAUCUUAUUUGAUAAAGAAACAAUCAAAACAAAAAACAACUAAAAUGCAAUAAAGUUCAAUAAAAGAAUCAAUUCAAUGAGUAACGUAAAAAAUAAAAAGUAGUGAGGGAGAAAGGGUGGGGUCUGUGGGAUGAAAUGAUACCAAACAGAAGGCUCAAUUUGUCAGUUUGUCAGUGAUGUCAUAAGUACAGCGAUUAUGUAAUAACUGUGACAUUGCAAGUGAAGGCCGGAGAAUACAGUACAGAUAGUACUCCUCACUAAAAGUGACAACUAACACUGGUUGCUUGAGUGUUUGAUUAGUAUACAUUUAUUCCUCAGUGUCUUUGCCAUAACACCUGCUUACGUGAGUUAAUUUUAUUUUAACCUUUUUACCAGCUGUUGCAUCAUGUAAGGUACUAUAUUUAAACUGCCUCAUGAGAGGCAGUGCUGAGGUCCAGAUAUAGUAGGCUUAAAUUUCAACUGAAGCCAGUCAAUGCUACUAUAUCUUAGACCCUCACAGUAUUUUUUCUGAUAACAGAAAAAAAAAAAACAUUAUUGCCCUCUCACCUAGCUUCACUCUUCUGUGCAUCUUCUCCAGGUUUUGUUUUAUAUGAAUAGAUGAUCAAUUAUAUACAAAAGAAGAAUUAUUGAAAGGACAACCAGCUUGAUAACGUUCACAAAUAUAUUUUUGGUACAGGGCUGCUUUUGUUCUUCAUGUUCUUUUUCCUUUUCCUUUGUGUGUUUCUCUUCAUAGCGCACUUUCUGUAUGAUUCACUGCAGUGCCAUUAAAAUGUCUUUUAUCCUUA